This is a messenger RNA of Dibothriocephalus latus, 729 nucleotides long. The record is from the annotation of a GenBank genome assembly. NCBI's taxonomy places the organism in Eukaryota, Metazoa, Platyhelminthes, Cestoda, Diphyllobothriidea, Diphyllobothriidae.
AUGGUGCUUUGCUCCGUAAUUAGCUCAACCUGUACCUACUCCUGGGACGUCAUCAUGGACUGGGGUCUGUUGGACUGCAAGGCCAAGGACAACCCCGGUCUGAGAGACGAACUGGUUUACCGGUUUCGCGCCUACUACUAUUGUGCUGUCCUGGAGGAUCUCAUUAUCCGCUUCUCCUGGGCUGUGAAUCUCAGUUUCAAGUACGCCUACGUCGUCGAAAUUGAGAUCGUGAAGACUGUGGUUCUUUUCGCGGAAGUUUCAAGACGAAUUAUCUGGAACUUCUUCCGUCUAGAGAACGAGCACUUGAAUAACUGCGGUAACUUCCGUGCCGUCCGUGACAUCUUCGUCACACCCAUACGUAAGAGUAUGUUUGUGGCAAUUAACAAGGACAGCAUGGUAACCAACGCUUCUAACCUUCGAAAUGGCAAUGCCCUUGGCGGAAAGCAGAGGUUACCUCGACAGCCUUACGAAGAUGACGAUGACGAUGGCGGCACGCUUAGAACCGACGAUGUCCUCGAUGGACACCCUUACCAUAAAGCACCUCCACCUCAAGUUAAGGGGGAGUAUGCAACCAUGACCAACCCGGUGACAUCGACGGUCAACUCCAAGAGUCUUUGGCAUUACCUGCGCGAACUCUACUUCAAAAACCGUACUGAACAACGCAGGAAACAGGGUAUCGAGGUGAUCUCCAAUAUGGAGAGUGCUCUGCGUGCUGUCGACCAUCAGACG